Molecule: messenger RNA, 1465 nt
Organism: Paramormyrops kingsleyae
Lineage: Eukaryota; Metazoa; Chordata; Actinopteri; Osteoglossiformes; Mormyridae
Source: RefSeq, a predicted model, not a curated record
AGGGGAGAGACAGAUCAAAGAACCAGUGCAGCCCAAGUCCAGUGAGCACGACGCUGUGCUUCACAUGUGUCUGGUACAGUUCUGUUGUGACAGGAGGAUUGCUUCACCUAUUGGUACUACAGCUAAUCAACAUCAGCUGCAAUGUGACGGAGCGGGAGGCACAGCUGGCCCUGCAGAAGAAGGCGGGUCGCACCCAGCUGUGCGGCCUUGUCGUGGACACGGGGCUCUAUUCCCGUGGCUUCCAGAGCAACUGGCUCGAGUUCCUGACCAUGGACUCGCGUCCAGAUUCCCACCAAACAGAUGCCACCCACCUCGUGUAGCUGCGCAUAAGAUGUCAAGUUCAGCUAAACAGUCUUCUGCCAGUGGGCCGAGUGCAAGAGGUGUACGCGAAAGCAAAAUGGCCAAUCUCUUCAUCAGAGUUGCAUCUCGGAAGCAGGGCUCUAUGGCCCUGCUGUAUCUACACUGGUUUUCAGCCUCAACAGCCAUAAGAGUAGUCACUCCUGGGAAUGUGACCGUCCAAUCUGGAGCCAAAGCUACCUUAAGCUGUGAAAUGGAUGAGCAAGGAACAAUAGAGCAGGUGGAAUGGUCCAGGUGCAAACAGCCUCAGGUCCUGGUUUUCCACAGUAGUUUUGGGCUGAGUGUGGCACCGUUGUACCAGGGCCGCAUCACAGAUGUGACCGUUUCUGGGUUUACAAUUGGAAACACAACUGUAAAUGACAGUGGGGACUAUUGCUGCAUCCUCACUACCUUCCCCCAUGGGACCAUAGAGAAUCGGCUACACCUACUCAUCCGCCCACCUGACGUUUCAGACCAGAAAUCGGCCAUCUCCACGAUGACAGUGCCCAUUAUUAUCGGGGUUCUGUGUACUGCACUCCUGGUUGGGGUCAUUUUUGUCACAUUUCAUCGGAGGCGAAGAAGGCCUGUGCAGAAUCCAGUACAUGUGGUCAUCCAUUCUGAUCACUCUUUCUAUAAGAAGACAGCGGCCAGUCCCUCUUCAAGCCCAAAGGCCAGCCCCAGCCAGUCCUCUCACAAUGGCCAAGAAGAUGGCAAUCACAGUGAUGGUGAUGAUUACUUCAAUGUUACGAGCAAAUAGGGGAAGCACAUUCAAAAAUCUACUGCACACACACACACACACACAUACACACAUGGGGCGGGGGGAGAGAGACUUCUACCAUAUUUUUGUGGGGACCUCUCUUUCAUUUCUAUGGGAAAAUGUUAAUGCUAACUAUGACAACCUUAACCCCUAAUCAUGAACAUACUUUUUCCUUCCUUCCUUCACACACACACACUAAUUUAUGCCUACUCUCUUUUUAUUGAGGGUUUUGAAAUGCACUGUAUAAAGCAUACACACGUACAUUCGUGUACUCACAUACUUUGGCUAAAACAUUUCGUACAACAACAGUGUUUUGCUACUUUUUAAAAGGUUUCUGUUCUGUUUAUAAAAUAAAUUAAGUUUGUAAAAUAA